Molecule: messenger RNA, 1086 nt
Organism: Eruca vesicaria subsp. sativa (arugula)
Lineage: Eukaryota; Viridiplantae; Streptophyta; Magnoliopsida; Brassicales; Brassicaceae
Source: the annotation of a GenBank genome assembly
AUUGAAAGUAUAUAUGAACCCAUCGAUCAUAGCAUUUUCUGUCACAUUCAUAAAACCAACCCAAAAAAAGCAUAAGGGACACUAGGUUACUAAUUAAUGGAGAAAAGAGAGGAGGAACAUUACUCAAACUACUUCGUCCAAAGCCCUUCAUCGGGUUUCCACGACCCGGAAUCUGAAUUCCAGUCCCCAUGCCAAUAUGACUCAGUGCCAUUGGUCUUAGUCCGCCUCGAUGAAUCGCCUAAGUACUCAGAUUUCUUGAAAUACUCUGAUAACAAAUGUGUGUUUGAGAAUGAUGAUGAAAAGAGGUUGAUGCCAUUGCGGAGCCCCAAGUCGGGUUGGUGGAUCGUGCUACAAAUUCUGUGGAGGUUUCUGUUUAGCUUUGGAGUGGCAUUGCUUGUCUUCUACAUUGCUACUCAGCCUCCUCAUCCUGACAUUUCUCUUAGAAUUGGAAGAAUCAAUCAGUUCAUAUUACAAGAAGGUGUGGAUUCACAUGGAGUGACGACUAUGUUACUCACUUUCAAUUGCACUACCAAUCUCAUAGUGGAUAACAAGUCUAAUGUCUUUGGUCUUCACGUUCAUCCUCCAUCUAUCAAAUUCUUCUUUGGCCCCCUCAACUUUGCAAAGAUGGAAGGAACUAAACUGUAUGCCUCAAGCCAUGAGUCAACAACGUUUCAGCUAGACAUAGAAACAAAGAACCAUGCAAUGUAUGGGGCAGGAAGAGAGAUGGCGGAUAUGCUUCAAUCAAAAGCUGGAUUGCCUCUAAUUUUACGGAUGAACCUAAUCUCUGACUUUCGAGUUGUCUGGAAUAUCAUAAACCCUAAGUACCAUCACAAUGUCGAGUGUUUAUUGUUUCUUUCAAAUAUCGGGAGACACAACAACCAAGCUAAAGUGGUAAGAGAAAAAUGUAAAUUGGUAUCUUAAUUUAUCAGAGAUUUUCCUCCCUAAAGACAUUUACAAGUACUGGAAUCAUGCAAAUGAGAUGCCAUGAUGAACUUGCAAUGGAAUUUUGUGUGUAUUUAUUUUAUGAUCAGCUACAUAUAUCUCCAUCUUAUCGAAUCGUGAUGGUGCAUAUAUAUACAGAACGAA